AUGGCCAGGACUUCAACGACAUCGGAAAGCGCUACGAAUCCAAUCACUGAGUUGGAGGCAUUUCCUGAACCGGUUCGACUCGACGAGCGCUUUGCUGCUCUGAAGAGGGCGAUCGUCAAGCCUGAAGAUGAGGCAGCCAUCUCCUCUUCCUACGAGCGCCUGAAAGAGGCACUAAGCGCUGAGGUAGAGCGACUGAGCAGUUUACAACAAGCCGUGAUCCCAGAAGUCGAAUGGGCGGACAUCAAAGCAAAUGGUGGAAAGAUUCCAGAAGACAUCACAGAAAAGGCGCGGCACGCGGGAUGCGUGCUCUUUCGAGGGGUAGUCUCUGAGGAGCAGGCGUUAUCCUGGAAGAAAGGGCUGAUGGAAUAUACCAAGAAGCACCGUGCGGUCGGCGGACGCCCUCUCGCUAAUCCAACUUUUUGGCUGCUGUAUUGGACACGGCCGCAGGUCCAGAUGCGAUCUCAUCCGGAGGUUCUCCAGGCGAUGAACGCCGUUAUGAAGCUUUGGCAUGUUGAUGAUGGGGAUCUACCAAUUGACAUGGAGUCUCAGGUAGUAUAUGCAGAUAGGUUCAGAAUCAGACAGGCUGGCGACAAAGAAUACACACUAAAGGCCCACUUGGACUCCAGCGCCAUCGAGAGAUGGGAAGACCCCAAGUACCGGUCAAACUACGAGGCUAUCUUCCACGGUAACUGGGAGGACUACGAUCCCUGGCGUAUGGACAACCGCCCGAGCGCCAAAACCGACCUCUACCGUCAGCGAGGCAGCUGCUCCGCUUUCCGUGCUAUGCAAGGCUGGCUGAGCCUCUCCGAUUGUGGACCAGGUGAAGGCACUCUACGCCUUCUUCCCAGUCUGCAAAUGAGCAUGGCGUACAUCAUGCUGCGGCCAUUCUUCUUGCAGGAGAAGCUCGACGUAACGCAACCUACGUUCCCUGGUGCAUCGCCAGGGAAUGGGCAGUUCUUUCCUACGCCGAAGUUUCACCCGCACCUAAAACUCGAUAAGAGCGUUAUCAGCGUUCCAAAGGUCCGGCCGGGCGACUACAUGUUUUGGCAUGCUGAUCUCGUCCACGAGGUGGAGGACCAGCAUAAUGGAAAACUAGACUCAACAGUAUUCUACAACGCCAGCGUUCCGCUGUGUCCAUACAAUAUCGAGAACAUGCGGAGGAUGCGGAAGUCAUUUCGCGAUGUGGAGCCGCCGACAGACUUUUAUCUUGAUAUGGGCGGGCCGUUUGAAGUCGAAGCAAAGCAUGAAGAUCACGGCGCGCGCGAAGAGAACAUCCUUUCGCUGGAAGGCAGGAGAGCUCUGGGCCUUGAGCCAUUCGAUGAAAACGAAAUUGAGAUAUCGGAGGGUCAGAGAAGGGUCAGGAAGAUGGCGAACGAGGCGAUGAGACUUCCGGAUGACUGA
Messenger RNA from Coniosporium apollinis CBS 100218, 1401 nucleotides. RefSeq lists its product as uncharacterized. Lineage: Eukaryota; Fungi; Ascomycota; Dothideomycetes. The record is from RefSeq and is a predicted model, not a curated record. Bases 1 to 1401 code for a protein of 466 amino acids. The transcript has 4 exons.